AUGCGUUGUGUUGCAAUUGGGUGCAAAACGACCCACUUAGAUGGGGUUAGUUUUUACCCGUUCCCUACUGAAACAACCCAGAGGAAGAAAUGGAUACAGGCUGUCGGUAUUUCAAGGGCCGACUGGCAGCCCACCAAGCAUUCGAUGCUGUGCGGACGGCAUUUUGAGGCAGAAUGCUUUGAAAUGAAGUCCAGCAUAGGCAACUACUUGGGAGUCGUGGGGAAAAUUAAAAAACGCCUAGUUAAGGGUGCAAUUCCCACGGUUUUUGAAAAACCUAAAUACCCAGGGUCGCUAGGAGAAAGGCCACCAGUCAAGAAAGGAAAGUCCACAGCUUACGAAAAACGGGAACGAAAAAGGGUAAUCCAAGAAAUUAUGGCCAAUACACUGGAUGAAAGUGUUGAAAAAGAAAACAAAGAUCCUGUUCCUCAGAGUUUUAAUAAAAUGGAAAUGGAAACUCAGGACUCUGGUAGCAGCAAUGCACUAUAA
Anneissia japonica is the source of this 486-nucleotide messenger RNA. RefSeq names its product THAP domain-containing protein 10-like. The coding region runs from base 1 to 486 and encodes 161 amino acids. The transcript is spliced from 3 exons. Gene Ontology annotation, molecular function: sequence-specific DNA binding. The record is from RefSeq and is a predicted model, not a curated record. NCBI's taxonomy places the organism in Eukaryota, Metazoa, Echinodermata, Crinoidea, Comatulida, Comatulidae.